AUGACGAAGGCGGAAGACACUCGGCCUCAACUCACCGGGCCCUUCAACUCCCUUGGUCACGCGCCUUUCGUGCAGCCAUCCUCGUACCUUCGCCCUCCAAUGGCCUCCGAGAGACCAAUCGAUCGGGAAGAGCGUCAAGGCCUGCGUGCCAUUCGCAAUUUCCUAAAAGUCCGCACCAGCUACGACGUCCUCCCGCUGAGUUUCCGCCUCAUUAUCUUCGAUACCUCCCUCUCUGUCAAAGAGAGCUUGAAUAUUCUCAUCCAAAAUGGCAUGUGCAUCGUCUCCGCCCCGUUGUGGGACUCUAAGGCUUCGAAAUUCGCAGGUCUUCUGACCACUUCCGACUAUAUCAAUGUGAUUCAGUACUAUUUCCAGAACCCCGCGGCUCUCGACCAGAUCGACCAGUUCCGGUUAGAUAGCUUACGAGAUGUUGAGAAGGCAUUGGGUGUCGCGCCGCCCGAGACAAUCUCCAUUGACCCCGAACGUCCCCUCUAUGAAGCAUGUCGCCGCAUGCUUGAGUCGCGCGCCCGUCGUAUCCCCCUCGUUACCAAUGACAGCCAGACAGACCGCUCCCAUGUUCUCAGCGUCAUUACCCAAUACCGUAUUUUGAAGUUUGUGGCUGUCAACGUUCCCGACACUCAGAUGCUGCGCCGUCCCUUGGGGGAGCUCAAGGUGGGCACGUAUACCAACAUUGCGACAGCGUCGAUGGACACGCCCGUCAUUGAUGUGAUUCAUAUUCUGGUCGAGCGCAGCAUUUCUAGUAUGCCGAUCUUGAAUUCAGAUGGCGUUGUCUACAAUGUCUUCGAGUCGGUAGAUGUUAUUGCGCUGAUUCGAGGUGGCGUCUACGAUGACUUAAGUCUCACCGUGGGAGAGGUGCUGAAGAAGCGAUCACCGGAAUUCCCGGGUAUCUACACCUGCUCACUCAACGACGGACUCGACACUAUUUUCGACACCAUCCGCAAAUCCCGGGUCCACCGUUUAGUCGUUGUAGAUGAGCACUUCAAGCUCAAGGGUGUUCUCACCCUCAGUGAUAUUCUCCACUACAUCCUGCUUGAGGGUGAGACUGAUGAAGUAUGA
This is a messenger RNA of Penicillium pulvis, 1074 nucleotides long. It is a transcript of the gene snf4, whose product is annotated as AMP-activated serine/threonine-protein kinase regulatory subunit SNF4. The record is from RefSeq and is a predicted model, not a curated record. The coding region runs from base 1 to 1074 and encodes 357 amino acids. The transcript has 6 exons. Lineage: Eukaryota; Fungi; Ascomycota; Eurotiomycetes; Eurotiales; Aspergillaceae.